Pteronotus mesoamericanus is the source of this 3471-nucleotide messenger RNA. It is a transcript of the gene IFT54, whose product is annotated as TRAF3 interacting protein 1. The transcript is spliced from 16 exons. Gene Ontology annotation, molecular function: microtubule binding. The record is from RefSeq and is a predicted model, not a curated record. Bases 39 to 2039 code for a protein of 666 amino acids. NCBI's taxonomy places the organism in Eukaryota, Metazoa, Chordata, Mammalia, Chiroptera, Mormoopidae. Gene Ontology annotation, biological process: intraciliary transport; regulation of microtubule cytoskeleton organization; cilium assembly. Gene Ontology annotation, cellular component: centrosome; axoneme; ciliary basal body.
GCUGGGCUUAGGCUCCGCGGGCCGGCGGGGGCGCCGCCAUGAACGCGGCGGUGGUGAAGCGGACGCAGGAGGCCCUGGGGAAGGUGAUUCGGAGGCCGCCACUGACGGAGAAGCUGCUGAGCAAGCCCCCGUUCCGCUACCUGCACGACAUCAUCACGGAGGUGAUUCGCGUGACCGGCUUCAUGAAGGGCCUGUACACGGACGCUGAGAUGAAGUCGGAUCACGUGAAGGACAAAGACGCGAAGAUCAGCUUCCUGCAGAAGGCCAUAGACGUGGUGGUGAUAGUUUCCGGAGAGCCGCUGUCGGCGAAGCCCGCCCGGAUCGUGGCCGGCCGGGAGCCCGAGAGCACCAACGAGCUGCUGCAGCGGAUCGGCAGGUGCUGCCUGAGCAAGCUGCCCAGUGACGACGCGGUGAAGAGAGUGCUGGCCGGAGAGAAGGGGGACGUGCAGGGAAGGGCCCCGCUGCCGUCUAAGCCUCACGAGUCGGACAACAGGAACGCGAGGGAAGAGGGGCCCGGGGCCCCCAAAGAUAAAGAGGGUAGAGGAAAUUCUGAAAUAAACGAGAGAAGUACAAGCAGAGAUCGAAAGCAGAAAGAACUGAAAGAAGAAAGCAAACCAAGGGACAAGGAAAGGGACAAGGAGAAGAUCAGGGAGACUGACCGUGAUCGACAUAAAGACCCUGAGAGAGACAAGGGCCGCGAAGGGGAGAGAGAGAGGACCAGGACCCGGGCCAGGCUCGACAGGGACAGAGAGAGAGGCAACAAGGACCGGGACAAGGAUUGGGACCGCGAGCGAGAGAGGAGGAGCGAGGGAGGAAAAGAAAAGGAGCGGUGGAAGGACCGGGAGAAAGAGCGCGAGCGAGACAAGGGCAGGGACAGGGACAGGGACAGGGACAGGCGGAGGGUGAAAAACGGGGAGCAUGCCCGGGACCCCGGCAGGGAGAAGAGCCGAGAGCAGGAUCAGCCGGAGAAGAAGUCAUCAAGCUCCAGGGAGGUGUCUAAAAAGUCGUCAGAUGGACCUUUUAAAGACUCCAAAGCGGAAACAGAGGCGGAGCUCUCCCCUAGAGCGUCCAGGUCUGUGACCACAAAGACCUCCAGACGGCGCUCCAAAGCCUCAGUGGAAGGACCGACUGAAGCCAACGCUCACCCAGCCAGUGUCGCAGAGGGCAGCUCAGCCGGCCUGUGGCGGGACCGCCCUGAGCCAGAACCGGCGGCGACGCGGAAAGGUGACUCCCCGAGCGACGCAGAAGGAGAAGCGGGACCCACUGGUCAGGACAAGCCCCAGGUGCCCGAGAUCCCCGAGGGCCCCCCGGACCUCCCGCCCGACACCAGGAGGCUCCCUCGGCCCGGGAGCGCCAGGCCGGCGCCCCCCCGGGUGAAGCGGCAGGACAGCGCCGAGGUGCUGGCGGCUGACAGGACCGGGAGCGGGAAGACCGUGUCCAGCGUGAUCGUAGACGCCCAGGCGUCCGACGAUGAGGACGACCAGUUCGUGGUGGAGGCCGAGCCCCCGCUGGCCACAGCGUCGGAGCGCGAAGGGGCGCAAGCGGUGGAGCCGGAAGAGGAUGAGAAGCAUGGAGGACUUGUCACUAAAAUUUUGGAGACCAAGAAAGAUUACGAGAAGCUGCAGCUGCCAGCCGGGCCUGGAGAGAAGGAGAAGUCGCUGGUCUUCGAGUCGGCCUGGAAGAAGGAGAAGGACAUUGUCUCCAAGGAGAUAGAGAAGCUCCGCGCGUCCAUCCAGACACUGUGCAAGAGUGCGCUUCCCCUGGGCAAGAUCAUGGACUACCUGCAGGAGGACGUGGAUGCCAUGCAGAGCGAGCUGCAGCUGUGGCGCAGCGAGAGCCGGCAGCACGCCCGGGCCCUGCAGCUCGAGCAGAGCAUCACUGACUGCGCCGUGGAACCCCUGCGGGCGGAGCUGGCGGAGCUGGAGCAGCUGAUCAGGGACCAGCAGGACAGGAUCUGCGCCGUGAAGGCCGCCGUCCUGAGGAACGAAGAGAGGAUCCAGAAGAUGGUGCACGGCCUCGAUGGGGGUUCGAGAAGGUGAAGCCUCCGCGUGUUCAGCGAGUCAGAGUCUGAAAACGAAGGGGCAGCUAGAACCACAUCGCUGUGUAACUAUGAGUCUGCAAAGAAAAUGAACAGUUAACACAGUCAUCCAGCUAACUUUCUGAGCGUUAGGACUGCAGGCACGUUCAGUGUAUGACACGCGCGUGUUUUCUGCCUUCCUCGGGGAGUCCGCGCUGGUUAUAAAUAGCUCUUCCGAACGCCUGUGUGGGGUCUCCUUGCAGCCUGUUCCCUGCGUCUGCAGGAGCCUGUUGCCUCCACUUCCCUUCCAGAGUUCCCUGGCUGUGAGCGCGCGGCCUGCGAAGGCGGCCACUGUCGCGGAGCUGUUUCUUGGGCUGGCGCGGACUCGGAGGUGGCACCGCGCCAGAGGGUGCGCUUUGGAGGCGCUUUGCAAAUAGAACAGGGCCCGAACGGGGGUAGAUUCUGUUUUUAGUUCAUUUGCACUUGAAAAGGGAUCACUUCAGCCUGUAUUUUUAGAAAGGUACACGGGGAACUUGUUUUUAAUUUCUUUAUAAUUGUGUAUACUUCUUCACGUAAUUGUCCUACUGGUCCCUGUUGUCUUUGGCUUGUGUUUCUAACCCUGAAGUUGAUACAUUUAGGAAGUUCAGUGUGGCCCCCGACCCGGGGUACACGUGCGCCCGCCCCCGGCUGUCCUCACUUCGCUCGACGUCCGUCUGCUGCUUCCCCGCCGGCCACCUGUGCCGCUGCCGAGGGACAGGUGGCCCCGGGGACCCAGAAAGGAUGGCCCACAAGGAGGCGCCGAUUCGCAACGUUUUGGGAUGUUACCAUUUUGGGGAGGAAAUUCCUUUUUACAACAAAGGUUUUUUUUUUUUUAAACAGGGCUUGUACUUAGUUUUUCACGUACAUGUAAUACUGUAUAUACUUACGUCUUCAGGUUUGUAUAUAAAGGUUUCAUUGUUCGGAGACACACUUACUGUUCCUGACGCUGUCGUUUCUAGAGAACAUAUUUAUUCCGUAAACCAAGGAGCUCCGAGGUCGCUGCGGCCGUGUACUUAUAUACAUUGUUGCCGGAGGGGAUUGUUCGCUGGGGGUUAGCACCCACAGCGCAGCUUAGUUUUUCUUAGUGUGAUUUCCAAAAUAAUUCUUUCACUGAGGUAGUUGUAUGAUUUUGUAAGCUGAGUAAGUUCAAGAUCAGUUACCAAGAUCUCCUGUUCAGAAGCAUCGGUCUUCUCCUCUCUAAAAUUCUGCUUGAUCAGAUUAUACGAAACCCCUGGUUGGAGAGGGGAGGCGGUUUAGCUCCGUGGUCCUGCACGUGCCGUCGUCUGCUUCCUGCUGAACCGAGCGGCCUGGCCAGGGCCCCGCCGCCCCGCUCGCCUCCGGUUGGUUUGCCUGUCUUCUAGGGGCUUGUAUAUGUGACUAGAAAUUUUGUGUUGCAAAAAAUUAUAUACUUUGUA